Molecule: messenger RNA, 2035 nt
Organism: Eutrema salsugineum
Lineage: Eukaryota; Viridiplantae; Streptophyta; Magnoliopsida; Brassicales; Brassicaceae
Product: OTU domain-containing protein 5
Exons: 9
Coding region: 304-1821 (505 amino acids)
Biological process (GO): protein deubiquitination
Molecular function (GO): protein binding; K63-linked deubiquitinase activity; cysteine-type deubiquitinase activity
Source: RefSeq, a predicted model, not a curated record
UUUAAACAAAAAAAAUUCAUCUCUUUCUCGAUAUAAUCUGUGAGAGCGUCUUCUUCUCACGAAACCCUAAUCUUCCAAUUCCGCUACAUUUUCCCGAAAAUCCUUCUACUCGGAUCUCGAAUCUGUAUUCUCAGCUGCUGAAAUCUCCGGGGAAUGCAGAGAACGUUUUGCUGCGAGUGCUGGAAGGAAUCCCUCUGUCAAGGGAUUGUCAUCGUAGGGCCUAAAGCAAGAACCAGGGACAAACCUUGGGAUAACCUCUAAUUCCCGAUAUAUCCAAUUUAAGGCUUUUCAAGGACAAAGAACAUGACUCGGAUUUUGGUUCAACGAGGUUCAGCUGGCAGUUCUUCUAACUCAAGCCGUGCUUCUUCCUCUUCCUCGUCUGGCUCGUCUUCUUCCUCAGGAACAGAGCCACAGACGAGCAGUAAUGUUCAGGUUCCUCCAGUAACUAUUGAUGAAGAAGUUAUUGAUGAGAAACAAGAAGAGGUUACUGUAGCUGAACAAGCAGAGUGUUCUGAAGCUAAGGAUGUAUCACUGCUCAGUGAUGAUCCUGCGGAUAGAGAAGAUGUUGAAGCGUUGGUGGUUUCGGAAAAUGUUGAUGUUGAAAGUGAAGGUAUAGUCUCUGAUUCUCCAGUUAGUGUUGGCGAUGACCCUGAUUCACCACCCUUGCCUGUUCCGCCACCAAAGCCCUCUUCGAAUGUUGCUCCUGGUAAUAAGAGGUCGGUCUUGGGAAGUUUUGGCGCUUUACGAAUUGGUGCAACGAGAAGAGGAGCUGGUCCUCGCUCUCUUGUUUCCACUAGGAGUUCGCCAACUGGAUCUCGUCCUUCUUCUCCUAGAUCACACAGUGAGAACGAAGGCUAUAACAGUUCCGAUGAGCAUAUGCCAUGCUUUGUACCCUCUCAUGCUGGCUCUGGCUUGGAAAGAGAACAUCAGUUUGAAGCCGAGAUUAGACAAUCAAAAGGAUUUGAAAUUAGGCGUAUGUUGGAAGAUGGAAAUUGUCUUUUUCGGGCUGUUGCAGAUCAAGUAUAUGGGGACUCAGAUUCGUAUGACUUGACUAGGCAAAUGUGCAUGGAUUACAUGGAACACGAGAGGGAUCACUUUUCUCAGUUCAUAACUGAAGGGUUUAACUCUUACGUGAAGAGGAAAAGAAGAGAUAAGGUCUAUGGAAACAACGUGGAGAUCCAAGCUUUAGCAGAAAUGUAUAAUAGGCCUAUCCACAUUUACUCUUACAGCACAGAGCCUAUUAACAUAUUUCAAGGGAACUACAACACCGAUACACCUCCCAUAAGGCUGAGUUUCCACCACGGGAAUCAUUACAAUUCGUUGGUGGAUCCACAUCGGUUGACAGUUGGUGCAGGCCUUGGAUUUAGUAGCCUUAGUGGGAGACACGUGGACGGGGAGCAGGUGAAAGCUGCUAUAAAGGCUCAGCAAGAACAUCAGAUUGAUAAUGCGCUCUUAGCAGAAGGGAGAUAUUACUCUGAUCUUGAGCUUACGGAAAAGGAAAUCGAACGGUCGGUAAUGGAAGCCUCCCGUGCUGAGUAUCUUACGGAAUGGUCUAAGCCACGAAUUGGUCCCAAGGAAUCAUCCACCUCGAACGCUGAGACGUCUUCCUCUGGAGCUACAGGAACCUCAGGAAGUGAGGCAGUAAAAGAACAGGCGGUGCUGAGCAGCAGCAUUGAGAUGGUUUUGUCGAUGGGAUUUAGCUACACGCAGGCCAUGGAAGCUUAUAGCAUUUUCGGGGAUGAUGUUGACUCUAUGGUCUGCUAUGUACUGGAGACGAGCUGUGGCGGCAACAACCGACGCAAAGGCAAAGCCGCGGAAUAGAGAAAAUGUGACAUGAGUUGCUCUGUAUUGCUAUAUAUGAAACCACCAAUUCGUAUUCCUACCAAGUAUCAAAACGUUUGGGCGAUUAAUAUUACCUUUAUCAGAAUACAUGAAUAAACUUCUGCAUCAUGACAUGUAUGUGUAUGUUUGUGGUCUCUGUACUCUUAGUUGUACUAGUUGAAUAAGAGAGAAAAAGUAAAACACUUUUCUAUUG